UGGAGAUGGUGGUGGUGGUGGUGAUGGUGGUGUCAAUGUUUACAAACAAUGGAGCACGUGGCAAAGGAAGACGCAGGCGGUGAAGGGCAGGCUGUGUUAUGCUCCACCUACGAUGACCUGCCCGGCCUGCAGCCCUGGGUGGUGGCGCAACUCAAGCAGCUCAAGAUCCUGCAGCCAACGCCCAUCCAGCAGCACUGCAUCCCGCCAGUGCUGCAGGGACGGGAUGUCAUCGGGGCAGCCAAGACAGGUUCCGGGAAAACUCUGGCUUUCGUCAUCCCAAUCCUGCAAAAAUUGUCCAUCGAUCCUUUUGGUAUUCACACCCUCGUCCUCACACCCACACGUGAGCUGGCCUUCCAGAUUGGCGACCAGUUCCGUGGCGUUGGAGGGCCGGUGUCGCUGCGUCUGAGUGUGGUGGUGGGUGGCCUGGACAUCGUGGGGCAGGGUCGGGAGCUGAGCCACGCCCCACAUGUGGUGGUGGCCACACCGGGUCGCCUCGCUGACCUCCUGCAGAACUCCCCAGACUUUACACUUAAGAGGAUCAAGUUUUUGGUGCUGGACGAGGCAGAUCGCUUGAUGGAUGGGAGGUUCGACAAACAGCUACAAACCAUCUGGGCUGCACUGCCAGAGAAGAGACAGACACUUCUCUUCUCAGCCACCAUCACUGACAGACUGCAACGGAUGAGAGAGCUGGCCACCUCACAGGUGUUUGUGUGGCAGGCCAGGGAGGGAGGGCAGGCCACAGUGAAGGAGUUGAAGGAGCAGUACGUCCUGGUGAACCCCGUGGUGAAAGAUGCCACUCUGGUUGCCACGGUUCUCAAACACACCGAGGAGAACCCAAGAGAACUCAUCCUCAUCUUCACUGAUACUUGCAAGAGAACUCAGGUGCUGAAGAUGCUGCUGGGGGCUCUGGGUAUUGAGAGUUUGGCGCUGCAUUCCAUGAUGGGGCAGAAGGACCGACUGGCUGCCCUCGCCCGCUUCAAGUCAUCACAGGUCAAGAUUCUUAUUGCCACAGACCUCGCCAGCCGUGGACUUGACGUACCCCUGGUUGGUCUCGUAAUCAACCAUGUGGUGCCAAACCUUCCCAAGACGUACAUCCACCGUGUUGGCCGCACUGCAAGGGCCGGCAGGAAGGGCACGGCGCUCACCAUCGUCACUCCACAUGAGAUCAAGGUCCUGCUGGCCAUCGAGGGGGAGACCAGGAGGAAGAUGACAGAGAUGAAGGCGGAUGAGGCCACCGUAGCGCGGAUCAUGAAGCAAGUCAAUGUAACAAGGCGGAUGCAGGAGAUCCGCCUCGACCAGACGGACUUCGACGAACGACGUAACAUAAACAAAAGAAAACGGAUGAUUCUGGAAGGAAGAGACCCAGAUGAAGAAGAGAAGAGGAAAAAGAAGAAGAUGAAGAAGACAAAACAAGAAGGGAAGAAAGAGAGGCUGACGGUGCUGCAGGAACUCAUGAAGGAGGGAGAAGAGAGAGAUGAGACAGAACAGAAGAUGGAGAUAAAGAAAGAUGUUAAAGGGAAGAAGAGCAGUGUGAUAAAGGGAAAUAAAUCAAAAGGAAUAAAGAUGAAGAAAAAGGGGAAAAAUGUGAAGAGUUUAGGUGUUAUUAGUUCGAAGGUGAAAAAAGUGAAAAAGAUAAAAAAAAUAGCAAAAUAAUAUUAAUUGACGAUGAAAGAGAAGAUAAAGAGAUAAGGAAGGGGAAGAAGAGCAGUGUGAUAAAGAAAAAUAAGACAAAAGGAAUAAAGAUGAGGAAAAAAUGGGGAAAACAUGACAAAUUUAUCUGAUAUCAGUUUGAAGGUGGAAAAAAAAUGAAAAAUGUAAAAAGUGUAGCAGUGAUAUUAAUUGAAGAUAGAUUAGAAGAUAAAGAAAAGGAAAGAAAUAUAGUUUGAUAAAGAGAAAUAGGACAAAAAGAAUGAAGAUGAGGAAAAAAGGAGAACACAUGGUACAGUGGAAGGAUGCGUGCUUUGGGAUCCGAGUGGUCUCCAAGCGCACAGGUUCGAAUCCUGUCCACGGUCCGAGUGUAGGUUGGGCUUCCUCACUCGGGGCAACGGUUUCCUAACAGGUGGGCUUUGAGAUAGGAGGGACUCACAAAAAGUAUCCCCUUUAUCCCAGAAAUUCCCAAGAAAAAGCCCAUUUGAUAUUAAAAAAAAAAAAUUAUCUGAUAUCCAUUUGGUGAAAAAAACGUAAAGAAAAAAAAAAUGUAUCAAAAUAAUAUUAAUUGAUGAUGAAAGAGAAGAUAAAGAGAUAAGGAAGGAAAGAAGAGCAGUUUGAUGAGGAAGAAUGGAAAAUGUGUCAUCAGUUUGAGGGUGAAAAAGUAAACAAUAGAAAAUGAUAUGAAAUUAAGGCAGAAGAGAAGAUAGAGGAGAUGAAGGAGGAUGUGAAGGGGAAGAAGAGCAGUGUGAUAAAGAGAAAUGUAACAAAAGAAAUGAAGAUAAGGAAAAAUGGGAAAAAUGUGAUGAGUUUAGCUGGUAUUGGUUUGAAGGUGAAAAAGUAAUAAAUAAAUAAAUAGAAAAUACAGCAAGGUAAUGUGUAUAAUUGUGUAUAAGUGAAUGUAUCUGGAAAUAAUGAGCUUGUAUGUUGUGUAUGUAUUCAUUGGUUCACUCAUACAUAUACAUACUUUAGCUAUA
This is a messenger RNA of Portunus trituberculatus (swimming crab), 2624 nucleotides long. RefSeq names its product probable ATP-dependent RNA helicase DDX49 (gene Dbp45A). Gene Ontology annotation, molecular function: nucleic acid binding; ATP binding. Lineage: Eukaryota; Metazoa; Arthropoda; Malacostraca; Decapoda; Portunidae. The record is from RefSeq and is a predicted model, not a curated record. Bases 49 to 1653 code for a protein of 534 amino acids. The transcript has 9 exons.